Messenger RNA from Bacidia gigantensis, 450 nucleotides. RefSeq lists its product as uncharacterized. Lineage: Eukaryota; Fungi; Ascomycota; Lecanoromycetes; Lecanorales; Ramalinaceae. The record is from RefSeq and is a predicted model, not a curated record. The transcript is spliced from 2 exons. The coding region runs from base 1 to 450 and encodes 149 amino acids.
AUGGACCAUCAUGCUGAGAUUGCGGCUAAAUCUGCUGCCGCCGCGGAUGAACAAGAAGAACAUUCGAAGGUGCACAAACGACCUUCCAGCCCGCACUCGAAGAACGUUAUAUUUUACGACUGCGACCUAAAGACUGUCAAGGUUAAAAACGCAAGCAAAAUACCAUUAGCACAAUCAGACAAAGAUGGGUGCCAAACGGUGGUCCUCCCUAGGAAUGGUCGUCAGGUCACGAUAUUUGUAGACCGAGAGACGGAGUCAGAAGUCACGACGAAGAGCACUGAGGACGGCAGGAGCAACAUCAUUCUGACGAACUUAUAUCUCGAUAAGUUGGACAGACGGCACCAGCUGCAGCGCUUUUUUGGGAUACUCUCGACACUUUACGUGAUGAGUGCUGCGCCUGUGAGCGAGGUAUCAUCACAGACACAUCGAUGGCCAGAACAAGAAGCAUGA